CAGUGCGUUUCCCCAGCAGUCAGGAGCGAAUACACUUUCACCAGUAACACUGGCUGCAUGUUUAGCCGAGUUUCAGACGAGGAAUUCUGACAAUUGAUCCAUUUUGAAGGAGCUGUCACAUUGGACUUGUCACAACUUCUGGUCAUUAAACUUACACGAUAUUUACUUGGAGAGACGAUAUUUUCAGCUGUGCCUCAUGAGCAUUGGACCGGGCAGCGGUAAACACACCGGGCUCCAGGUGUAUCUCUAUAAGGACUCCUGCAACGGGGCCACGGCACCCCGGAUCUUAUACAUUUUAAACUUGGAGAAUUGAGGCGAACGAUUCCGUGGAAUUCUGUUGGUUUCUUCGAUGACUUGUAAGGUUGGACUUGGACUCCAAGUUAUUUGUGUAGAGUAAAGUGACAAUCAGCGUUCUGCGAUCGUUCUAUUCCUGGAGGUUGGUUUACCAUGCUGUUGGACAGUCUGUGGACGGUCCACAUGCUCCUGGCCCUGGUUGUCGGGGCUCUGUGCAAUCACAACAUCAUCGACCCUCAUGCUGCACCCCGCGUCUUCAUCUCCUUCAAAGAGCUGAGGUCCACCGGCACUGCCCAACACUUUGCCUACCUGCUCAACACGUCUGACUACCGUAUCCUGCGUAUGGACGAGGACCACGACCGCAUGUACGUUGGCAGUAAGGACUACAUCCUGUCCCUGGACCUGCAUGACAUCAACAAGGAGCCGCUCAUUCUCCACUGGCCUGUCUCUCAGCAGAGGAAGACUGAGUGUGUUCUAAGUGGGAAGGACACCAAUGGCGAGUGUGGGAACUUCAUCCGUCUGAUUGAGCCAUGGAACAGGACCCACUUGUAUGUCUGUGGUACUGGGGCCUACAACCCCAUCUGCACCUACGUCAACCGUGGACGCAAACCACAGGCCGCCAUGCACCUGCAGAUGCCCCAGACCGGAGGGAGGGCUAGCCGCGCGGCCCAACCAAACGAUGUGUCCGAAACACUGGGACUAAAGGAAUACAUAUGGCAUUUGGAGCCGGGCAAAGUGGAGUCUGGGAAAGGAAAGUGCUCCUACGACCCAAAGCUCAACAGCGUCUCAGCUUUGAUCAACGGUGAACUCUAUGCUGGGGUCUACAUUGACUUCAUGGGAACAGACUCUGCCAUCUUCCGUACUGGGAAACAGACCGCCAUGCGUACAGACCAGUAUAACUCCAGAUGGUUAAAUGACCCGUCCUUUGUCCAUGUGCAGCUCAUCCCUGACAGCGCAGAGAGGAAUGACGACAAGCUUUACUUCUUCUUCCGUGAGACGUCUGCUGAGAUGGGCCAGAGUCCCGUGACUCAGGCCCGCAUCGGUCGGAUCUGCCUGAAUGAUGAUGGUGGACACUGCUGCCUGGUCAACAAGUGGAGCACUUUCCUGAAGGCACGGCUCAUCUGCUCAGUGCCGGGAGCCGACGGGAUUGAGACGCACUUCGACGAGCUCCGAGACGUUUACAUACAGCCGACCCAGGACACCAAGAAUCCUGUUAUCUACGGAGUCUUUUCCGUCUCGGGCUCAGUGUUUAGGGGCUCAGCAGUGUGUGUCUACUCCAUGGCAGACAUCCGCCAGGUCUUCAAUGGGCCCUUCGCCCACAAAGAAGGGCCCAACUACCAGUGGGUCGCCUACACUGGGAAGAUCCCCUACCCUCGACCUGGGACGUGCCCAGGUGGAACGUUCACCCCCAACAUGAAGUCCACCAAAGACUACCCAGACGAAGUCAUCAACUUCAUGAGGAACCACCCCAACAUGUACAAUGCAGUGUACCCAAUGCACAAGCGCCCCCUGGUGGUCCGGACCAACGUGGACUACGAGUUCACCACCAUCACUGUGGACCAGGUGGCCGCCGCAGACGGGAACUAUGAAGUGCUGUUCCUGGGAACUGACAGGGGGACGGUUCAGAAGGUGAUUGUUCUGCCCAAAGACGACCUGCAGACUGAAGAACUGGUCCUGGAGGAGGUUGAGGUGUUCAAGGUUUCAACUCCAAUUACAACCAUGAAGAUUUCGUCCAAAAGGCAACAGCUCUACGUGUCUUCUGAGCUUGGUGUGACCCACCUGGCCCUCCACCGCUGUGAUGUGUAUGGGGAGGCGUGUGCUGACUGCUGCCUGGCCCGGGACCCCUACUGCGCCUGGGACGGAAAGUCCUGCUCUCGCUACUCCACCUCGCAGAAGAGGUCUGACCCCUUUAGACGCAGCCGGAGGCAGGACGUGAAGUACGGGAACCCCAUCCGGCAGUGCAGGGGCUUCAACUCCAAUGCUAAUAAGAACACCUUGGAGAUGGUGCAGUAUGGGGUGGAGGGCAGCAGUACCUUCCUGGAGUGCCAGGCCCGUUCACCCCACGCCACCAUCAAGUGGCACCUGCAGAGGGACAACAGUGACCGCCGGAAAGAGAUGCGCUCUGACGGGCGGGUACUGAAGACAGAGCAAGGUCUCCUGCUGCGUUCUCUCCAGCCCUCAGACUCCGGGGUCUACCAGUGCACGGCCACAGAGAAGAACUUCAAACACACGCUGGUCAAGCUGCAGCUGGUGGUCCUGUCCGGCCGAGCCAUCAACAACGUCCUGGUGGAGGGUGGGGGACUGGGGCCAUCUGCUCUCCAGUCCAGCGCUUGGACGCCCAGCGCGGGUCAGUACAAGGACCUGCUGACCAUCCUGAGCCAGCCAGAGAUGGGCCUGAUUAACCAGUACUGUCAGGACUACUGGCAGCUGGGAGACCCCAUGAUGGGAGCCAUCAAGGCCAAUGACAUGAAAGAGCUCAAGGAGCAGAAGAAACCACGCAACCGCCGACAUCACGGUGAGGGAGAGGACGAAGAGGAGGUGGAGACAUGAGGGGUCCCUCAACUCUCCCAAACUUCAACCGCACCCCAGGGAAACUGGGAAAGACUCAAUUCAGGAGACUGACAAGGUGAAAGAAAAUCAAAACCCACAAAUAAAAGAAAUGGAAGUGGGAAAAAAACAAGUCAUACAAACAAACACAGCCCACAUCCCUUUCAACAAUAAAGUAUAUGAUACACAGUAUUUAUUGUAGGUUGUAUAUAGUAUCAUUCUGUGGAUUUCUUUGUACUUAUAGAAAAAUGCUCUUUGUGUAUAGGUACCUUUUGGGUAAAUGUUAUUGUAUUAUUGUUAUUAAUUGUAUUAUUGUUGUUACUGUCAUUACAAAAAUCUUAAUCUUUCCAUCUUUCGACAUUGACAGCUCUGUUUGGAAUGUAAACUCUGUUGGUAGUAAGCUGAAAGGGGUCAUUGUGUAAACAGAUACGUUAACCGAGGGUUGGGGUAGAUGGGGAUAUAAUGGUUUCUUGUUUGCCUUGACUAAAUGUCAAUACUCAUAUUCUCAGCUCACCAGGAAGUGUUUGAACAUACAGUAACCUCACAAUCCGUGCAUAAGGACAAAGACUCCUGACUCCAAUUUCAGAGGAUGCACAAAUGGCCCCACUCAUUGGCUAGCUGUCCAUUCUCCCUGUGAACCUGUUGUCUAAAUGACUAUGUUGAAUACUGUUGCUGCUAAGCAUAAUUGGCUCACCUAAUAGGUUGAUGCUAUUUAUUUUCGGCUUCAUUGGUUAUUCCUCACUGUACAGUAUGUGCCAUUAACUCAGGCAAACCAAUUGUUAAAAAUACAGUGUUGCCAUGUAGCCUAUGCAUGAAAUCAUCUCUAGAUUACCAGAGUCCGUGAAGGGGGGGGGGGGAUUGAAACCAAGGUUAUUAUUGAAUGGCCAGGUCAAUCGAAUAGAUUGUUUAACAAAGAAUUAAAAAAGGAUUAAAACCUUACCUUUCAGCAGCUAAAUUGUGGUAAAUGACAUUGUGAGAAUCAGAAAGUAAACUUACUCAGAAGAGAAAAAAAACACUGUAGAUACUUAUCAAAUAAAUAUUUUAAGGAAGUCUACGAGCUCUGUUUGGUAUAUUUUGCAAUCUAAACAUCGAAUGGGACUGAGUGUGAAGUACAGUAAAGGGUCAAGGUUGUGCACAAAGGGCAUUAUUCUCUUACCUUCAAAUUAUUCAAUUUAAUCUUAUGGAAGGUAUAAGAUAUUCAAAACAUUGGCCAGGGCCAAACCUAGCACACUUUGGCCAAAUACAUUUCCUUUUGGUCAACAAAAACAAAGCAGAAUUCAGUUUGAGAUCAAGCGAUGCUAGAGCGGAAGAGGCGAAGCGAGAGGGAUAACUGGGCCCAAAAUCUGUCUUCACCUGCCAUUUUUUCUUAUUUUUUUCCUCUCACCAAGCAGAGUUUUUGUAUGGAGGUCAAAGAAAGUGUAGAAUUUGGAUAACAAAAAAUGUAAUGGCUUAUUUGCUACUUGUGGCUUAUUUGAUCGAACAGAAGUUUCGCAAUGCUUAAGGUUGUUACGAAUGUACUGAUAUAAGAAGGACACGUCACCUCCCGGCAACUUUGAGAAAAAAAACACUUUGUAUCGGAGUUGUGCCUUGUAUCACAAUCGUAUCUGCCUUCUCAUUGGCUAGAAUGGUCCCACCUGACAUUGCCUCCUACCAACUACCUUCCAUUUUUGAAGGCAUUUAUUUUCAUUGUUAGAGAGGUCAAUGGAGUAUCUGAUCAAUAUAAUGGAUAAUCUAUGGCAAUGCCCAGAUCACUUUCACUCAGCAGCCAUGUUGGUUCAAACUAAGAGUCAUCUCUUUUCAUUUACCGGUGUGAAAAAAAUAAAUGUCCUCCUUACACAACAAAACAUCGUAACAACAUUGUGACAAUAACCAAAAUAUUCAUUGUGUGCAUGAAUAUGUAUUUGUACUGUAAUUAUGAAACAAAAAAAAACUGUUGUAGUUUUUCUGUUCUUCAAGUGUACAGUAUGGUCAAACGUCAGCGAAGACAUGAGGGACAGCCUCAGUGCAGCAUAAAACAGAACGGAGGAGAAUUACUAUGUGUAAUGUACCGACAGAUAUUGAUAGGCUCUCUUUUCCACGCUUCACUAUGGGAUAGUAUUCAUUCCCAGAAUAAAACCAGACGGCCCCUGUUACUCUCCUCCAGUUGAAAACAGGGUGUUACAGCAAAAAAAUGAUUGUACAAUUUCUUGGUAUUUUAUGGUGUCUUUUUUUUCUUUUGGUUUUGUAUUUCUUUUGUGUUCUUUUUGCUAUCAGUUAAGAUUCAAUGCACAGAGGUGAUGUUAUGGUAAUUACUUGUGUAAAUUACUUUCUCUUCCCUUUCCAUUGUUGUUGCUGACUAAUAAAUUAAAGCUCUAUAUUUUAUAAAAUA
Molecule: messenger RNA, 5209 nt
Organism: Oncorhynchus mykiss (rainbow trout)
Lineage: Eukaryota; Metazoa; Chordata; Actinopteri; Salmoniformes; Salmonidae
Source: RefSeq, a predicted model, not a curated record